Hansenula anomala is the source of this 513-nucleotide messenger RNA. RefSeq lists its product as uncharacterized. Lineage: Eukaryota; Fungi; Ascomycota; Saccharomycetes; Phaffomycetales; Wickerhamomycetaceae. The transcript has a single exon. The record is from RefSeq and is a predicted model, not a curated record. The coding region runs from base 1 to 513 and encodes 170 amino acids.
AUGAUUGGUCCUGAGGUACCCGAGAAGAUUCAAAAACUAAGAGCAAAGAGAUUAGGGAGGUCACAAGAUCAAGAGGUAGUAGAAAGUUCUGAUGAUGAUUUUGCAGGCCCAAAGUUAGACGAUUUCAAUGAUGAUGGUGAAGAAUCUGAAGAAGCUGCUGCUAAUGAAAGACUAAGAAUUGCAAGAAUUGAGCAGUUACAAAAACAAGACAACACAUCUGGAAAUCAAAGAGAUUCUAAGCAUGAUUCAUGGAUGUCAAUGAGACCUGAAUGGGCCGAAACUUCUGAGCAUUCAAGCAAUCCGAAUACAACAAAAGCAAAGCCUAUUGAAACCCAAGCGAGAUCAAACAAACCUUCUUUAAUGGAACUACACCAAGAAAAUAUAAGAAAACGUGGUCUUGAUGAAAAAUCGAAAGUCACGUAUGAUCCAAGCGAAAAUUUAAAUGCCGAAGUCCGUAAAGAGGUCUUCAGAAAAGCAUCAACAUUAAAUGAUAGAUUUACAAGAGGCUCAUAA